GCAUAGAGUAACUAUGAAAAAUGUAUUAUUCCCUCUAAGAUAUGAUAACUCAACAAUAAAAUCAGCGAAAUCAAAAAAUAUAUAUUCAUUUAUUGAAAAUCUCGUUGUCAUGCGAGCUGGAAACGAGACAACGCGAGAAUAAACAACAAGCAUGGCAGACACUACGGCUACACUCACUGUUGGUGGGGACAGAACUACGGGCCAGUCCGUCCGUUCACAGAAUGUGAUGGCAGCCAGUUCAAUAGCUAAUAUCGUCAAAAGCAGUCUUGGUCCAGUGGGAUUGGACAAAAUGUUGGUAGAUGAUAUUGGUGAUGUGACUAUUACCAAUGACGGUGCCACCAUUCUUAAGCUACUCGAGGUAGAACACCCAGCAGCUAAAAUCUUGGUGGAGUUAGCAGAACUCCAGGACCAGGAAGUCGGAGAUGGUACAACUUCUGUGGUGAUAAUUGCUGCAGAGCUGUUAAAAAAUGCUGAUGACUUGGUGAAAUGUAAGAUACACCCUACAUCCAUAAUCAGUGGCUACAGAUUAGCUUGCAAGGAAGCCUGUAAGUAUGUCCAGGAACACCUCACCAUCAAUGUAGAAGAACUUGGCCGUGACUGUAUCAUAAACGCUGCCAAGACCAGCAUGUCCAGCAAAAUCAUUGGAUCCCAAUCAGAUUUCUUCUCCAACAUGGUGGUUGAUGCUGCCUAUGCUAUAAAGACAUCAGAUGGAAAGGGAGGGUACAGGUAUCCUAUCAAGGCCGUUAAUGUUCUCAAAGCCCAUGGCCGUAGCUCCAAUGAGAGUACUCUGAUCCAGGGCUACGCCCUCAAUUGUACAGUCGCUUCACAAGCCAUGCCCAAGAAGAUCACAAAUGCAAAGAUAGCCUGUUUAGAUUUUGGUUUGAUGAAAGCAAAGAUGAAGAUGGGUGUUCAGGUGCUCAUAGAAAAUCCAGAAGAUCUGGAUGGAGUACGACAGAAGGAGUCUGAUAUUACCAAGGAAAGAAUAGAGAAGAUCAUGUCUUCUGGAGCCAAUGUUAUCCUGACCACAGGAGGUAUUGAUGAUCUCUGCCUUAAGUACUUUGUGGAGGCUGGAGCCAUGGCUGUACGUAGAUGUAAAAAGGUGGAUCUGAGGAGGAUCGCCAAGGCAACAGGAGGGCAACUGGUGCUUACAUUGGCCAACUUAGAGGGUGAAGAGUCUUUUGAUCCCAGCAUGCUCGGACAAGCAGAGGAGGUGAUACAGGAACGUGUCUCAGAUGACGAGCUCAUCCUCAUUAAAGGAACAAAGGCAAGAUCUGCAGCCUCCAUCAUCCUACGUGGAGCAAACGACUUCAUGUGUGAUGAGAUGGAACGUUCAGUACAUGAUGCCUUGUGUGUGGUAAAGCGUGUCCUGGAGUCCAAAUCUGUCGUACCUGGGGGAGGGGCUGUGGAGGCUGCUCUGUCAAUCUACCUGGAGAAUUACGCUACCUCUCUGGGAUCCAGAGAACAGUUAGCCAUUGCCGAGUUUGCACGGUCCCUGCUGGUCAUCCCUAAACAGUUGGCUGUUAAUGCUGCCCAGGACUCCACAGACUUAGUGGCCAAGCUCCGCGCGUAUCACAACAUGUCUCAGACCAAACAGGAGCACCGAGACCUUCGCUGGAUUGGCCUUGACCUUUAUGAAGGGAAAGUCAAAGACAACAAAAAACAGGGUGUGUUUGAACCAACAAUUUCAAAGAUCAAAUCACUCAAGUUUGCUACAGAGGCGGCCAUUACAAUCCUGAGAAUAGAUGAUUUGAUCAAACUGACUCCUGAGAAGAAGGAUGGAAAUUCCUACCAGGACGCCCUCAACAGAGGCCAGCUAUAAAAUAACACUAGGACUAAUAUUUAUUUUGAAUUCCAUUUUACAGUGCUCAUCAUGUAAGCUUCAUGCAAUGUGAAAAGGACAGUAUUGUGGAUAUGAGUGAUGCUAUAAUCAAAAGAAUUAUGGCGUUAUUUGUCUUAUUAUAAAGGAUUGACUGUGAACAAAUUCUAUCAUUAUAUGUGUUUGUAUGUAGUGCAUACCCACCCAAAUGUCAGCUGUAAAACCUUAUUAAAUAACAAAAACAGGUA
This is a messenger RNA of Pecten maximus, 2064 nucleotides long. RefSeq names its product T-complex protein 1 subunit alpha-like. The record is from RefSeq and is a predicted model, not a curated record. Gene Ontology annotation, biological process: protein folding. Gene Ontology annotation, cellular component: chaperonin-containing T-complex. NCBI's taxonomy places the organism in Eukaryota, Metazoa, Mollusca, Bivalvia, Pectinida, Pectinidae. Bases 152 to 1819 code for a protein of 555 amino acids. Gene Ontology annotation, molecular function: ATP-dependent protein folding chaperone; ATP binding; ATP hydrolysis activity. The transcript is spliced from 12 exons.